Zalophus californianus (California sea lion) is the source of this 1458-nucleotide messenger RNA. It is a transcript of the gene DPPA4, whose product is annotated as developmental pluripotency associated 4. Gene Ontology annotation, biological process: system development. NCBI's taxonomy places the organism in Eukaryota, Metazoa, Chordata, Mammalia, Carnivora, Otariidae. The coding region runs from base 54 to 983 and encodes 309 amino acids. Gene Ontology annotation, cellular component: nucleus. Gene Ontology annotation, molecular function: chromatin binding. The transcript has 7 exons. The record is from RefSeq and is a predicted model, not a curated record.
CGGGGCCAUUUCAGAAGUAAGAAUUUUCUGUCAACGUUGACUUCUCUUUGGGUAUGGAGAAAGCAAAAGGCAAAAAGAACUCCACGAAGUCGGGGGAAGACUCUCUGGCCGGCCAAUCCCAACCAGUAUCAGAAGAAGCUAGAGGGAAACAGCAGGCUUCUGGUGAACCAAAGUUGCAAAGAACUUCCAUGAGCGGGACCAAACGCAAAAGAUCUAUGAAAGAAGACAAAGCUUCUCAUUCAGAAAAGAAGGCACAAGGCGAUGGAAAAGUAAGACUUCGGAAGAAAAUCCCAGUUCCUCCAUUACCUUCUAAAUUGCCACCGGCCAACAUGCUUCACCGAGACGUCCUGCGGGCCUGGUGCCAACAACUAAAGCUGAGCACCAAAGGCCAGAAACUAGAUGUAUAUAAGAGAAUCUGUGAAUAUGCUUACCCCGAUCAGAAGAAGAACAUUCCUGUCACCGCAGAGGAGGCCAAGAUUCUCACACAGUCACAAAGAAGAUCAAAGAUGGACCAGGGGGAAAUGUCUCUGGCAAGUUCUGGGAAAAGAAUAUCUUCUGAUGGAACUUACCUUCCUGAAGUGGCUGCUUCCCCUGAGGGUGGGGCCCCUGCCCAUGUUGGGUCUGAUGCUCUCCUGGAGGGAGUCGAUACUGUUGUUGUGACAACUUCGGCCCCAGAUGCUGUGUUUGCCUCCUGGUCCAGAAUUGCAGCCAGGGCUGGGAAGAUGGAGACAGUGGAAUCGCCCCAGGAGGCCCACGGUGUCAGGUGGUGUGUGGUCCAUGGAAGAAGUCUGCCUGCAGACACAGAAGGUUGGGUUCACCUGCAAUUUCAUGCAGGACAAGCCUGGGUGCCUGAAAAACGAGGGAGAGUAUGUGCCCUGUUCUUGCUGCCGGCCUGCAAUUUUCCACCCCCACACCUGGAGGACAAUAUGCUGUGCCCCAAAUGUGUUCGAAGGAAUAAGGUGUUAAUGAAAAGCCUCCAAUGACCUUACAGUACCAGGAAAAGGGGUACAGCUGUGAUUAUAAUUAAUGAUAGAAAGGAAACUACAAUCAACUCCAGUGUGGCUGGCUGGCUGGCUGGCUGGCUGGCUGGCGGCGGGACGGCAGGCUGCUCCACACCCUCCAUCUUCCUGCCUCCAGGGCACACAGGCUGGUGCGUUGCAGGUGUUACCCUCUGACCCCCACCUGGGCCUGCAGGGUCGUGGGUUGGGAUACAGGGGCUCUUAACGCUUUAGGUUGGAAACGCAUUUCAGAAAUCACCGUUCGUUCUACUUAAUAAGAUGAAAAAGUCAUUCACACUACCCAAUGUUGACCCUUCUGAAAUAGAAGUGACCUUAACAGUUCCUUUAAAGUGGGAGCCUGAGGGGCGCCUGGGUGGCUCAGUCAUUAAGCUUCUGCCUUCGGCUCAGGUCAUGAUCCCAGGGUCCUGGGUUCGAGCCCCGCAUCGGGCUCCUUGCUCAG